AUGGUCAAAGCAGAAGAUGAAAAGGUCGGGAAGAAGGGCGCACGAGCCACUGCACGGAAUGGUCCAUCAAGAGGUAGAAAGAAGAAAUCAGCGGAUGUUAUUCCUCUGGAGGAAGAAUUGCCUGACCAGCAAGGAGAAAAUGGUCAACGAACGCACAGCAACAUUCUCAUCAUAGGGGAUGAGAAUCUGACCUUCUCGGAGUUAGUAAUGGAUGCCUACCCCUCUGCCCACAUUUACAUAGCCAGCACCUCCACCGAGUUAGAAAUGGAUCACCUGCUGCGCGACCUGGAGAAGCGCAGGAGGAGGAAGCUCCAGGACAAAGGCAUGCAAGAGGAUGAAGAGGUCCCCAUUGAGAAGACCCCCUUUUACUACACUAGGAAGUUCUUCAAGGAACACUCGGGCAAAAGGGUGUACGUUAUUUUCAGCGCCAAUUUAUUUUAUUUGGGUAGCCAUUUCCCAAACAGCUUCUUCGACACGGUGUUUUUGGUUCUCCCAGGCCUCUGCUACAGCAUUCGCGAGACCGGGCUCAAGUACAGUGAUAAGGUGACGGCGCUACGAAUAUAUUAUUUUCUCAUUUGCGUGUUGAUUGAAAUUAUUCAAGUGUGCCUAAAGGAUGCCGAGGUCCAUUUGUUGUGGACAACUGAAAAAUUAACAAAGUUCAUUGAGGAUGAGGAGUCUACUGACGUGGCGGAGAAAGAAGAAGGGGAAGGGGAAGAGAAGAAGGUUGAUGAGGGUGUGGAGACCAAGCGAGAGAGCAUUCACGAAACGUUAAACAAUUUGAAGAAUCUUAUUUGCAGUGGUAAAGGGCAGGAGCAGGCAGCAGCAGAUCAGGAGGGAGAAAACAACCCCGACGAGGAAGAGACGAAUGAAGACACCGCCGCUGAACCGAAUGAAGACACCGCCGCUGAACCGAAUGAAGACACCGGCGCCGAACCCAAUGACGACACUGCGGAAGAACAGGUUGAGCCAGAGUCGGACCCCGAGCAGAAGGAGGACAACGAGCAGGACAACGGUGACACAGAAAAUAAGGAUAACCCCACAGGGGAUGUCACAGGGGAAGCCACCGAGCAGGGAGGGGGAGACGUGUGCAUCAAGCUCUCCAGCUACGCGAACAUAUGCGCCGAGGAGGACGACGCUGAGGCGGUUGCUGCGAAGGGGGAGGAGAACGAGGAGGAACAAGAGGAGGAGUUGGACGAGGACGAGGAUGAAGAAGAGGAAGAGGAGGAGGAAGACGAUGAAGAUGAUAUGACUCGAUUCUCCCACCUGUUCGACGGUCAGGCGAAGAAUAAAAAGGAUAGUCUCGUCAAAGGAGAGAACCAAGCAUGCGAAACGUCACAAGUACUCACCUACGUGGAGCAGUCCUCAUGCGGAGAAGAAGACGCAAAAGAAAAAAAAAUAAAACAAAUGAAUAUUGAAAAAUUUCCACUCUUCUACCACAUAGACAUUGAGAAAGUCAUGAAAUUAUUUUGGUUCGAUGAACAGAAAGAAGAAGAAGAAAAACAACAACAGGAACAACAGGAGCAGGAAGAAAAGGAAAAGGAGCAGGAGGAGGAGGAGAAGAAGAAGAAAAGGAGAAAAAAGAAGGACGACAAAAAGGAGGAAGAGGAGAAGAAAAAGGAGGAGGAGCAGAAGAAAGAAAAAAAACCAAAGGUAGAUAUAAACGUCAUUGCCGACAAGUACGUGCCAGUCGUUUAUGGUAAUCACUUUACACAUAAUGCCUUCCUGAACAACUGUGCAUUUUACUCUUUCGUUUUAAAAAGAAAAAAAAUUCUCAUCCCAGAAGAGAUGGCACUGGUACUGGAACCCAACUUUACUCGUGAAUUCCCUGUUGAGAGUUACUCCUUUUUAAGAAAAAAAUUUUUACAAGAAUUUCAUGAAAAGGUUAAGUUGUGCAGCACCAUAAAGGAUCAACUCAGUCACAUCAGCCAGAUGCGAUACAAGCUGUACGUGGAACAUGUCAGGAGUAGAGUCUCUGGGGGAGGCAGGAGGUCCCAUCUGUCCUAUUAUUUGUUUCAGGCCGAGCUCAAUAGCCAAAUGAGGAGGGCCACUCCGUGCGAGCAGAAGCCUGUCGCGGGGGAACCAGCUUCCACGGGUGAAGUAGCGCCCGCUGGGGAAGAAGAAGUCCCCGCGGGGGAAGUAGCUCCUGAUGGAGAAGAAAUUCCCACGGGUGAAGUAGCUCACGAUGGAGAAGAAAUUCCCACGGGUGAAGUAGCUCACGAUGGAGAAGAAGUCCCCGCUGGUGAAGAAGUCCCUGCUGGGGAAGAAGCUCCCACGGGAGAAGAAGCCGCCCCUGCUGACGCAGGCAUCGCUGACGCAGGAACCGCCGACGCAAUUACUGCCGACGCGGGCACCGCGGACAAGCUGUGGAAGUGCAUCUUCAGCCCACUGGACUUCUUCCACGCGAGUGACAACAUAAGUACCUACUUCGAGUACUACAUAAGUGUGAGAAGGAAGAAAAAAGGAAGCCGUGGACCCAUUUGUCAUUUGUCAAUCAAGUUUGCCUGCAGUAGGAAGGGCUACAGCCACGACUACAAUAAUAAAAAAUACACCAAGAGGACCAUCGGAGGAGGGACCUACCGAAACAACACUUACUACUCUUCCAUGUAUGACAUGAAGAAAAAGCCGCCCCUUCUCCCUACCCCUCUGAAUGAAAUGUCCAGUGGGUAUGGCUCAAGAGGAGGAGGAGGGACAUAUGCAGGAAAAGGAACAGGAGGAAUGGGUAAAGGAGGCCACCUCCUAAACAAGGGGUCCCCUAAUGGUGUAUAUAAAAACUCCAUGUACAGCUCCAGCUAUGGAUACAGCAACCACACAUCGUAUGGAAGUCACAACUACAGCUCGAACAAGUACGCAGGGGGAGGUGGCAGUAGUUACGGCGGAGGAGGAAGCAUGUAUGGAGGGGGAGGAAGCCAGUACAACUCACACAGCUACAGCUCAAACAAGUUUUACAGAAGUGAUAAAAUGGGCAGGAGCAUCCCAACGAACAGCUAUGAUAACAGGAGGGACGACAAGGGUCUGAAGUAUAACAGGUGUGACAACCAGAGGUCCAACUGGAACUCCAGUACCACCUACCACAGUGGUGGUGCGUACGGCAGCGGUGGGGGAGGCGGAGAUGGAGGGGCCAGUGUGUCCAGCUCUCACGAGCCAAACAGGUUGUACGGCAGCUCGGUGCACCACAGCAGCUAUGGGUACAACAGGUCGGCGAGGAACAUGAUGCACAAGUCGAAUGAACGUGGCGAUAUUCGAGGCGAUAGCAAGGGCGCCAAGCGAAGGAGAGACGACUCCUAUGAGACGCGAAGAGGAUUCGGAGCGGACAGUUACUCCAAUAAACGCUACGAGAAGAGAGGAAGGAACAGCGACUAUGAUGUGAACAACCAUAUGGAUGAUGGAAGGAGCGACAACCACCACCGGGGGUCCAAGAUGAAUGCAGAGAUGCAGGAUCCAUACGCCUCAACCAAGGAGUCUACCAACAAGUACUAUGACGGAAGCAACUACUCCAUGAACAGCUCUGACAAAAAUGCGUGGAUGAUGCCACCCCCACCCCCACGUGUGUCCCACGCGUACGAUGGACAGGGUCACCAGAAAAUGACGAACUAUUACAACUCGGAGGACUUCCAAAACGAGAACGGACCCAACGGGAUGAAUUACAACUCAGGAGAGCUCUACAACAAAAAGAGCCUAUACUCACAGAGCAGGAGUUACAGGAAUAGUUAG
Plasmodium fragile is the source of this 3711-nucleotide messenger RNA. RefSeq lists its product as uncharacterized. NCBI's taxonomy places the organism in Eukaryota, Apicomplexa, Aconoidasida, Haemosporida, Plasmodiidae. The coding region runs from base 1 to 3711 and encodes 1236 amino acids. The record is from RefSeq and is a predicted model, not a curated record. The transcript is spliced from 5 exons.